This is a messenger RNA of Drosophila ficusphila, 7829 nucleotides long. It is a transcript of the gene FASN2, whose product is annotated as fatty acid synthase. NCBI's taxonomy places the organism in Eukaryota, Metazoa, Arthropoda, Insecta, Diptera, Drosophilidae. The record is from RefSeq and is a predicted model, not a curated record. Gene Ontology annotation, biological process: fatty acid biosynthetic process. The coding region runs from base 463 to 7686 and encodes 2407 amino acids. The transcript is spliced from 8 exons. Gene Ontology annotation, molecular function: phosphopantetheine binding; 3-oxoacyl-[acyl-carrier-protein] synthase activity; oxidoreductase activity.
GCUCGUCUCCGCAUUUUCUAUUUGAUUCGCUCGAAGUUAGAGGCGCGUUUAGCAUUAAAAUGCAUUAUUCAACGCGGGCAAUUAAAAAUGCUGUCUUCGGUGGCCACCGAUUUCCCUUGUCCCCCUAAACCAAAUGUAUUUAAGGAAUCCGGCGAGGGCAGCCCUUGUUCAGUCUGUCUGCGGAAUAAGUCAGAUCCAUACGCGCCCACCAAAAGGAUUAUACACUAAUAGCAAAAGGACCAGCAGUCGAAGUCCUGGAACGGAAUUCAAAAAGGAUACGCGAUCAGUGAACUCGAUUGAAAGCGGUUUCUGCUAAAAAGUGAAAAUAAGGAUCCUGUUUCGAUUAGCAUAAAAAAGAAAAAUUUACACUCAAAAACGCUGUAUUGCUAGGAAAAAAUCUUAAAAGAAGUACUUUGUCAAAGUUGGGUCCUCACACAGACUGAGCCGAUAAAGGUCCCGAGAAUGCCCAUCCAAAGAAAAUCCCAGACGGAGAAGGAGGCGGGCGAGGAUGGAGAAAUUGUGAUCUCGGGACUUUCCGGAAAAUUGCCAGAGAGCAGUAACAUCGAGGAGUUCAAAUACAAUCUUCUGAAUGGCAUCGACAUGGUAACAGAUGAGCCCCGUCGAUGGGAAGCAGGCAUCUACGGACUGCCGGAGCGCAUGGCCAAGAUGAAGGACUCCGACCUGGAGAAGUUCGACGACCAGUUCUUCGGCGUGCACCAGAAGCAGGCGGAGCUGAUGGACCCCUGCAUGCGGAUGCUGCUCGAGCUGACCCACGAGGCGAUCAUCGAUGCGGGCAUCAAUCCCGCCCAGCUGCGCGGCACUCGGACCGGCGUGUACAUCGGGCUCUCCUUUGUGGAGACGGAGCACGAGAUCCCCAACAUGGAGCCGAGCAGCAUCAACGGCUACUGCCUGACGGGAUGUGCGCGGGCCAUGUUCGCCAACCGGAUCUCGUACACCUUCGACUUCAAGGGACCGAGCUUCAUCGUGGACACCGCCUGCUCCAGUUCGCUGGUGGCCCUGAGCCACGCCUUCGCCGACAUGAAGGCCAACCGCUGUGAUUACGCCCUGGUGGCGGGGGUGAACCUCAUCCUGAAGCCGAUCUUCGCCCUCCAGUUCCUGCGGCUGGGCAUCGUGAGCCACGACGGCGCCUGCAAGACCUUCGAUGCGGCGGCCAACGGGUACGCCCGGGCGGACACCUGCGCCGUGGUGCUGCUCCAGCGGCGGAGGCAGGCCCGCCGGGUCUACGCCAGCAUCCUGAACGUGCGCACCAACACGGACGGCUUCAAGGAGCAGGGCGUCACCUUUCCCGACGGCCGCAUGCAGCAGGCUCUGCUGGAGGAGACGUACGCGGAGAUCGGCCUGAACCCAGACGAGGUGGUCUACGUGGAGGCACACGGCAGCGGCACCCCGGUGGGCGACGACCAGGAGGCCAACAUGCUGAGCAACUUCUUCUGCCGGCCAACGCGGUCCAAUCCCCUCCUGAUUGGCUCCGUCAAGUCCAACAUGGGCCACGCGGAACCGGCCUCGGGGGUGAGCGCUCUGGCCAAGAUGAUCAUCGCCAUGGAGGAGGGCGUCAUUCCGAGGAACCUGCACUACCACACGCCCAAUCCCUCGGUUCCGGCUCUGGUCGAGGGUAGACUAAAGGUGGUGGACAGGAACCUUCCCUGGAAUGGCGGCAUUGUUGGCCUCAACUCCUUUGGCUUUGGCGGAGCCAAUGCCCAUGUGGUGCUCAAAUCCCAUGCAAAGAACAAAGUGCCUAGGGAUCAUUUAAGCUCAACAGAGCAGUCCCUUAAGCUAGUUAUCUGUUCUGGUCGAACGGAGGAGGCAGUGCAGCAGUUGCUGAAGGUGGCCACGGAGCAGCGGAACGACCAGGAGCUGCUCACCCUCAUUAAUGAGAUCCACUCGCAUCCCAUUCCCCUGCAUCCCUUCAGGGGCUACGCUGUGUUGGAUUCCAAGGGCUCCGUGAAGGAGGAGGUGCUGCCCUUCGAGGAAGAGGAGCGACCUAUCUGGUUCGUCUACGCCGGAAUGGGCAGUCAGUGGGCCAGCAUGGCCAGGGAUCUCAUGCAGCUGGAGGUCUUUCGAAAGUCCAUAGAACAUUGCGCCGAGGUUUUGGCGAAAGUGGACUUUGAUCUUAUAGACGUGCUGACCCGUUCCACGGAAAGCACCUUCGACAACAUGCUGUACUCCUUCGUCUCCGUCUCCGCCGUGCAGGUUGCACUGACGGAUCUUCUCCGGCUGCUGAACAUUCGGCCGGAUGGAAUCAUUGGGCACUCGGCUGGUGAGCUUGGGGCAGCCUACAUGGACGGAUGUCUCACGGCGGAGCAAACUGUGCUGGCCGCCUACUGGCGAGGCAGAAGUGUUCUGGACACUCCGGACUUGCCACGCGGAAAGAUGGCAGCCGUGGGUCUCAGUUGGCAGCAGGUUGGAUCGCAUAUCCCGGAGGAUUGCUAUCCUGUUUGCCACAACAGCAAUGACAACUGCACGGUUUCUGGGCCGCCGGACUCCAUGGAUACCAUGAUCCAAAAACUCACUGCGGAGGGAGUCUUUGUGAGGGAAGUGGGGUCCGGAGGAUAUGCCUUCCACAGUCCAUAUAUCGAAGGAGCAGCUCCCAUGUUGCGAAAAAAUCUAGAAAGAUUAAUCACCGAUCCCAAGAAAAAGAGUUCGAAGUGGCUGAGCACCAGCGUUGAGGAAACGGAAUGGGGAUCGGAAAAGAAUAAAUUUGCAUCCGCUGGUUACUUCAUACACAACCUGAUCUCUCCUGUUUUGUUCCACCAAGCUAUUAAGAAAAUCCCAGCAAACGCACUGAUUGUGGAGAUUGCUCCCCAUGGACUUUUCCGGGCGAUUCUCCGCUCCUUGAGUCCGCAGAUCAGCUAUGUGAGUCUCAUGCAGCGAGGACAUGCCAACAACCUUGAGUUCCUUUUGAGCCAACUGGGCAGACUCUUUGCUGCCGGAGGUCAACCCCAAGUGCUAAAGAUUUUCCCGCCGAUAAUCUACCCCGUUUCCCGAGGCACUCCAAUGUUGGGUUCCUUGGUGGGUUGGGAUCACUCGCAGAAGUGGAACUACCCAAAGUUCGAGGGCGGGCGACAGGCUGGUCAGCUGAGUGUGGAACUAGACCUGGGCAAGGAGGAGAACUCCUUCCUGGCGGGGCACACAAUCGAUGGAAGGAUCCUGUUCCCGGCCACCGGCUACAUGACUCUGGCUUGGAUGAGCUUCGCCCAGCAGCAGGGGUUGGACUACCUGCGCACUCCUGUGCUCUUCGAGGAUGUGGUUUUCCAUCGAGCCACGAUUCUCGGAGUGGGCACUGUGGUUAAGCUGACCCUCAACUUCUUUCCGGGCAGCAGCUCCUUCGAAAUCUGCGAGGGCAGCAGCCUGGUGGCCUCGGGAAAGAUCCGUUUGGUAUCCAACGUGCAGCAGGAGCGGCUCAAACUUCCAUUACUGCCGGGAACUGCUGGAUCCCACAAACUCAGCACCAAGGACAUAUACAAGGAGCUCAGGCUAAGGGGAUACGACUACAGUGGAGCUUUUCAGGGUAUUUUGGAGUCUGACAUUGCAGCGGUGGCAGGUCGCUUGCAGUGGGCUGAUAACUGGAUCAGUUUCAUGGACACCAUGUUGCAGUUUCGCAUCCUAAGCAACGACAUCCGGGAGCUGUAUGUGCCCACGGGAAUCGAGAGGGCCCUAAUCGAUCCUGUGAAGCAUUUGGAGCUGGCGAAGAAGCACCAACAAAAGCUGACUGUGAACUGGCAUCGAAACAUAUCGGUGGUAAAGUGCGGAGGCGUGGAAAUCCACAAAAUGAAAACAGCUCAAACUCAGAGAAGAACCGGUGGCCAAUCUGCACCCAGUUUGGAGAGGUAUCGCUUUUGGCCGUACUUCCAGCACUUGGGACAAAGGGAGGAUCAGAAGAAGUCGAGGAACUCGGCUUUGGCAGUUGCCAUUCAACUCAUUAUCGAGAACAGUGGUGGAGCCAUGAAACUCAAGGGCGUGGAACUGGCUGGAUCGAAAAAUAAUAUGGAUAAUCUAAGUGCCUUGCAGCUUCUUGAACUCAUUGAAAGGGAACCCGUUUUGGUGGGCGAUCUUGCAGUGGUCACCACUUCCUCCAGCGACUCUGAGUUGAGUGAUCAGCUGAAGGAACACGGCAUUAGGGUGAUAAACAAGGACAUAUCAGCUGGAGCGGUGGAGCAGCAGUGUCAUUUUGUCUACUCCUUGGAUAUCCUGGCCAAAAACUCUCUCGAAGAUCUUCAGCACUCCUUGGACAGCUUAAAAACUGAGGUUGGAUUUCUGCUGCUUGAAGAAACUGCCAGCAGAUACAACAUUCUUGGAAAGGAGAAGCUGAGUAAACUUCAAAUUGUGCCUGUUUUUGAGCAGUUUUUUGGAAGCGAUAAAGUUUUGGUCUUGGCCAGAAAACUUCCAAGUGUUAAGACCACUCAAGGCUUGACUCUCCAGCUAAGCAACAGGCAAUUUAAAUGGGUGAAUGAACUUAAGAGUUCAUUGGUCAAAGCUCAGACUGAAAAAAUAAAUCUCUAUUUGGUGGCCCAAGGUGAACUCAACUCGGGGGCUUUGGGCUUAAUGAAUUGCCUUAAGAGAGAAGAAGGAGGAAAUUGUCUGCGUCUCUAUUUGAUCCUCGAUGAAGGUCUGCCCCAGUUUUCCCUUUCGGAACCCUUCUACGCCGAUCAAUUGGCGAAGGACUUGGCCAUCAAUGUGUACAGAAACGGUCACUGGGGCAGCUAUCGGCACCUGAAAAUGGAGUCCAAACAGGCUCUGUUGCCCGUGGAGCAAGCAUAUGUAAAUACCUUGAUUAAAGGGGAUCUCUCCUCACUUCGGUGGAUCGAGAGUCCCCGGCUGAAUCCAAGUCAAGCGAUCUUGGAACCCUGCACCGUUUACUAUGCUCCUCUAAAUUUCCGAGAUGUUAUGCUGGCCUCGGGAAAACUGGGAGUAGAUGCUCUGCCCGGGGAUCUGGCCUACCAGGAUUGUGUCCUGGGACUGGAGUUUGCUGGCCGGGAUUCACGUGGUCGUCGCAUCAUGGCCAUGGUCACUGCUAAAUCCCUAGCCACUAAUUGCUUGGCCAACAAAAAUCUCCUUUGGGAUAUCCCCUCGAAGUGGAGCAUGGAGGAGGCCUCUACAGUGCCCUGUGUUUAUGCCACUGUCUACUACGCUUUGGUGGUCAGGGGUCAGAUGAAGAAGGGUGAGAAGAUCCUCAUCCACGCUGGAUCUGGGGGAGUGGGCCAGGCGGCCAUCUCCGUGGCUCUUCACCAUGGACUGACCGUCUUCACCACAGUGGGCAGCAAAGAAAAACGAGAGUUUCUGCUCAAGAGAUUUCCCAAGCUACAAGCUCGUAAUAUCGGAAAUUCCCGGGAUACUUCCUUUGAGCAACUGAUCAUGACCGAAACCCAGGGCAGUGGAGUGGAACUGGUACUCAAUUCGCUCUCCGAGGAGAAGCUGCAAGCCUCCGUUCGCUGCCUGGCCCUGAAUGGCCGCUUUUUGGAGAUCGGAAAGUUCGAUUUGAGUAAGAACAGCUCCCUGGGAAUGUCCGUGUUCCUUAAGAACACCUCCUUCCACGGAAUCCUCCUCGACAGCAUAAUGGAGGGCGAGGAGGAGAUGCAGCUAAAUGUGGCGAGGUUGGUAACGGAGGGCAUCCGAAGUGGCGCAGUUCAACCGCUUCCCACAACUGUGUUUGCGGAACAGGAGAUCGAGAAGGCCUUCCGUUUCAUGGCCUCCGGCAAACACAUUGGCAAGGUGGUGAUCAAAGUUCGUCUGGAGGAGGAGCAGCAGGCAACCCUUCCGCGUCUCCGGCAGAUUCAGGCCAUUCCGCGAUCCUACAUGCACCCGGAAAAGAGCUACAUCUUGGUGGGUGGGCUGGGAGGAUUCGGCUUGGAACUGGCCAAUUGGUUGGUCUCCAGAGGAUCUCGCUUCCUGGUUCUGAACUCUCGAUCGGGCAUCAGAAGCGGCUAUCAAGCCCUGAUGGUUCGUCGUUGGCAUGACAGGGGUGUCCAGGUGCAGAUCGAUACGAAUGAUGUGACCACUGCGGUGGGCUGCCAAAAACUCCUCGAGGUCAGCAAUAAACUAGCCCUGGUUGGGGGUAUUUUCAACCUGGCUGCCGUUUUACGAGAUGGCUUGAUUGAGGAUCAGAACGCAAAGAACUUUGAGAAGGCGGCUGCUCCAAAGUUGCUGGCCACUCAGCACCUGGAUAGGAUCUCCCGGGAGAUUUGUCCCGCCUUGGAGUACUUUGUGUGCUUCUCCAGCCUUUCGUGUGGCAGAGGAAACCUUGGGCAGAGCAACUACGGACUGGCCAACUCUGCGAUGGAAAGGAUCUGCGAGCAGCGACAGGAGUACGGUUACCCGGGCACGGCGAUCCAAUGGGGAGCCAUCGGAGACACUGGGCUGAUCAUGGAGAACCUGGGGAACAACGAAACCGUGGUGGGUGGCACUCUUCCCCAGCGGAUGAACAGCUGUCUCGAGACCAUGGACCUCUUCCUGCAGCAACCCCAUCCCGUCAUGGCGUCCAUGGUUUUGGCAGAGAAGAGGGCAAUGGAGCAAAGCAACCGGCUGAGUCUUUUGGCCACCAUUGCCAACAUAAUGGGUCUCAAGGACGUGAAGAGCGUCUCCGACAAGACGACCCUCUUCGAUCUCGGCAUGGAUUCGCUGAUGAGCACGGAGAUCAAACAAACGCUGGAGCGGCACUUCGAUCUGGUGCUAAGUGCCCAGGAGAUCCGGCAGCUGACCUUCAGUGCCGUGCGGCAGAUCGACGCCCAGGAGCCCAGGGAAUCGGCGCCCACCAAGUCCAUCGCCCGGAAAUCCUACUCUAAUGGAAAGGCGGAGCACCACGUGGAGGUGCAGCUGCAGAGCGACGAGACGCGCAAGGUAUUCGCCAAGGAAGUAUUACCCCAGAAGGUGAUGGUGCACCUGCGAUCGAAGGCGCCCGUUGCCAGCGAGGAUCCUGCCGUGUUCUUCCUGGCGCCCAUCGAGGGAUUCACAAUAGCCGUGGAAGCGCUGGCCGCAUCCCUGACCUGCCCCGCCUACGGACUGCAGUGCACGGAGCAGGUUCCCUUGGACUCAAUCGAAUCCUGUGCCGCCUACUAUCUCGGCCAGAUCCAGAAGAUGCAACCCCUGGGUCCCUACCACAUCGUGGGUUACUCCUACGGCUGCCUUUUGGCCCACGCCAUUGGGGUGGCGUUGGAGCAGAGGCGGUUCGGGGUCAAGGUCAUCAUGCUGGACGGAGCACCCACCAUGGCCAGUGGAUACGUCCAGGAGGCCAAGAAGCAAACGGAUGACCUCGAUCGCCAGCAGUCCAUGACUUUGGCCUACUUCGGAGCCCUGCUCGCCGACGUGGACUACAACCAGCUACUCCAACUCCUCGAUGGAGUCCAGACUUGGCCCUCCAAGCUGGACAAACUGGCCGACACGCUGGCUGAUCACACGCAGCAAUCAAAAGAAGUGAUCAAAAAGGCCGCCUGCAUGUUUAAACAGAAGCUGUUGCUCUCUGAAAGUUACAAGGGCGCCAAACAACUUCACAGCGAUGUGGUUCUGAUUAAAUCGGCCGAGCACAAUGCAAUAAUGGCCCAGGACUAUGGACUCAAAGAGAUUUGCAGUGCCCAGAUCGAUAUGCAUGUGGUGAAGGGCACUCAUCGGACUUUCCUCAAGGAACCACACACUCUUCAGAUCAUCGAACAAGUUCUGAGAAAGCGUCCCUAGUGGAAAUCACGUAGUUUGUAGACCUAUUAAUACUAUUCUAAUGUUUCACCUUAUUAAUACACGUAGCAAUUUCCCUUUGAUUGUUUAAGUUAAUCGAUUUUGAAAAUAAUUGUAAAAAUUAAAUGUUUAGUUUUUAAUCUAAA